GAUUUCCUCCUAUUUCUGCCCGAUUGUCUCCUCAUCUUCGUGGCAGAAGUUGCCGUGGACUGGGUGAAGCAUGCCUUCAUUUCCAAGUUCAACGUCAUCCCUUCAGACGUGAGUCACUCUCUGCUCUUUUAUUUGCUCCGCUGUCCUUACUUUUUCAAUCGCCCUUCUGCGGUUUCCCCUCAAAGUUCUAUGGGCUCCUCUGACUAG
This is a messenger RNA of Dibothriocephalus latus, 207 nucleotides long. The record is from the annotation of a GenBank genome assembly. Lineage: Eukaryota; Metazoa; Platyhelminthes; Cestoda; Diphyllobothriidea; Diphyllobothriidae.